This is a messenger RNA of Rhizoctonia solani, 3342 nucleotides long. RefSeq names its product Rho guanine nucleotide exchange factor. Gene Ontology annotation, molecular function: guanyl-nucleotide exchange factor activity. Lineage: Eukaryota; Fungi; Basidiomycota; Agaricomycetes; Cantharellales; Ceratobasidiaceae. The transcript has 15 exons. The record is from RefSeq and is a predicted model, not a curated record. The coding region runs from base 1 to 3342 and encodes 1113 amino acids.
AUGUCUCGUCGAAGCCCGGGUCCCGGGGCGAGACGACCUGAAUCCGCUCCACGUACAACAAGCUCGACAACCAUACGUCAAGUUCAACGACCCAAGGUCCAUAUACCUCCUCCAUCUCCUCCUACUGGUGCUCAACCGGCUAUCAACCCUUCUUCGCCUACCGCUCUGAAAGAAUCACUGGACCAAAGUACGAGGAUGGCCAAUGCAGCUCGACCUAGGUACGGCUCCCAUGGGCAAGUACCCAAUGCGGCAACAUAUGCCAUGCCCACACCAGAAAUAUACCAAGGAAAUCGUAGUGCCGGGACAUUAUAUCCAUCUGCAGAUCCAUACAAACGACCAGGUCCCUCGAAUCCAUACCCCCAGAAUGAUCGACUUGCCCCUCCCCUCCUUCCUCCCGGUCCAGUAUCUCGCAGCUGGAGCGCCGAACCAUCCACGCUACACACAAACAUGAACCCUCGUACGGCAGACGCCCGACUCCAACGCCCUCUCACCCAGUUUGAAAACGUGAGUGCUUCGUGGGGGCAGCCCAAGACGAGUCGCGGACCUGGAGAAACCACGAGCCGGAGACAUGCACGGCCUUGGGAGGGGUCGGCUUUCACGGUUGGGAAUCAUGUGGAUGUGAGCAUGGAUGAUUUGGAUAGUGGCUAUGGGGGAUCCACGCAUGGGCAUGGGGGUAGGAAGCAGUCCACGCCAGCGAGGAGGAGCGAUGAAGUGGAUAAGCGACAACAGCAGGAAUUGAUCAAAGAUCGGUGGGGGAUGGACUCGGAGACUUCGUUCGAUACGGCAUCCAAUGCUGAACAAAUCGGAUCAGGCAUGCUGGCUGAUCAGGUGUUAUUGGCCGAGUCUGGCUUGGAUAAACUUGCAUUGUUUCAUGCAUCUGCAUCACCAGAAGUUGACGAGUGGGUAUAUGUCGUGCCAGAAGAGGCUCGAAAAAUCUUGGACAAGCACGAAAUCCAACGACAGAGCAAUAUCUAUGAACUUGUCAAGUCCGAGCGCAACUUUAUUAUUGGGAUGCAAAUCUUUUUGGACGGUUUGCUCUAUGCUGAUCCCCCAGUCAUAUCCCACCGCGACAGACUGGAUAUAUUGGUGCAUGAGAUAUUCUUCAACGCUCAAGAAAUCCUCUCGAUACAUCUCGAACUUCGCGACAAACUCUAUGAACGACAGCGAGACCAGCACCCAAUAAUUCACACUGUAGCGGAUAUAUACCUCAAAUGGCUACUCGAGCACAAGGAGGCCUAUACCAGAUUCCAGAAGCAUUUACCCAAAGCGCUUAAUUACCACAAGACUGAACUUCGACAAAAUGAAGCAUACCGCAAAUUCUUUAAUGACAUACCCAAAAUCUUGGCUAAUCUCCGUAAAGUUGGAAUGGACGAUUCGUAUAGUCCUCGACUCGAGGAUAACCAGAAACCUUCGCUUGAAUUGUUGGCCCAGAAAAUCAACAAGCAAGAAUUUGAUUCCUACCUGCAUGGAUUUAAUACUCGAUUUACGAGGCUCGAGUUACAGCUCACGACUAUGGCCAAACAUACCGUUGAAGACCACCCGGACGUCCACGGAGAUGAUGCUCCUAUACCCUUGAUAGUAUCAACGUUGAAACAAGUACUGAGUAUCGCAUCAUAUGAGUUGCAGUCACUGCAAAAGCGUGUAGACUUUGAGAAUUUUUGCAAAAAGUUGCACUUCCGAAAGGGAGAAAUUAUUGAUUUAGACUGGUAUGAUGAGCAUCGUCAGUUAUUCAUGGCUGGUCCUCUAUCACGGCGACAGCGCAGGGAUGUCGAGUGGCAUGGCUGGAGUGAUCUUUAUGUUGGCUUACUUGAUAACUAUCUCGUAGUCACGAAAGAAGUAAACCAUGGAUGUCGCGAACAGUGCAAUGUUGUUUCCAGACCUAUUCCUCUGGACUACUUGCGGAUUGCUAAACCCCUCAAUGGACCUCCCGAAACGCGCCGACCGGAAGGUUGCAUCAUUCGCGAUAAGCUUUUGGGGGAUACCAUUCCAAUGUAUCCAUUUACAAUAUUUCACGUCGCUGAACCAGAGAAUCGUCGGUAUACGUUCUAUGCCGAAUCCGAAUCGAAGAGGCAACAGUGGUUGACAGCGAUUCAAGAAGCCAAGCUCAUCCGAGAUACCUAUCAGACCGAGAACAAAUACUUUGCUAUGGGAGUCCUAAGUGGAAGGAGGUUCAACUCCAGGACCGUCCUCGUGCCUUCGGAGAUUGCGGACAGAAUAGAGUUUCUUGGACAAGUCAAGGCUGUAGCGCCAUUUGCCUACGAGGGUGGUCAUUACUUAGCAUAUAGCACGAAUUUUGGCAUAUACCUGGGCCUUAGGCACCAACCGCAAGGCAUCCAGAAAGUCAUGCGAUUUACAGAUGUAAACUGUAUGGUUGCCCUCCAAUCUUUCGGAAAAUUAGUAGUACUUGCCAACGAGAGCCUAUAUGCAUACCCGUUCCAAACUUUGGUUCGUGUUUGGCGUCGUGAAGCCGACAUGGCAGAGCUUGGGGUUGCUGGAGAACGGAUAUCUAGGCAUCGAGAUGGCGACGUACAAUUUUUCAGGGCUGGGGUAUGCGAAGGGAAAAUGCUUAUUGGAUACGUGACUAAAUCGUUGCUACAAGUCCAUUUGCACGUACUAGAAGCAUUGGAAGAACCUACUAGAGCCUCGAAUACCACCAAUAUAGGAUUAUUCGGUAGACUAAGGUCAUCUUCGAAAGAUUCUUACUCCAAUAUGUUCCCACAGUACGGUCAGACUCUCAGUUUACCAAGAGACGCCACGGAUCUCGCUAUGCUAAACAAACGAUUGGUUGUAAUGUGCCAGAGUCAAGUUGUCAUUGUAGAUCCACGAGACCCUGCCAUGAAAGCGUACCCCGUUCCAGACUUUAUGGUUCAUCCUAGUGUGGAAUACGGUAGUGCUGAAGCCAUAGCUAACCUCAAAGAUCGCUGCUAUCGAUCCAAAUCUCUCGGCAUGGUCCUCUCCCGAUCAAAGGAACUCAUGAUUGUCUAUGCUGACUUUGGAUGCUAUGUGACCAAGUAUGGUGCUCCUGCGCGACAGUCUGCCUUUGUUCGUUGGGAAACGCGUGCCACAAGUGUGGCAUUCAGGUGGCCAUAUGCCCUCUUAUUCAGUCCCAACUAUAUCGAAAUCCGAAACGUAGAGAAUGGAGGUCUUGUACAGGUUAUUCAAGAGCGGGACGUCAGACUUUUAUACUCGGGGCCACCAUACGAAGGACCCGUUUUGGCGGCUAUGAGAGGAGAAGACGAUGCUCGGGGGAAGACUGACCAUGUGGUCGAAAUAUUGGAAACCGCUCCGAUUGAGCAGAACCAGACAAGUGGUGAUGCGCUGUGGAGAGAAUGGGAUCUAUGA